This is a messenger RNA of Medicago truncatula (barrel medic), 1604 nucleotides long. Its product is annotated as pectin acetylesterase 10. NCBI's taxonomy places the organism in Eukaryota, Viridiplantae, Streptophyta, Magnoliopsida, Fabales, Fabaceae. Gene Ontology annotation, biological process: cell wall organization. Gene Ontology annotation, cellular component: plant-type cell wall. The coding region runs from base 216 to 1433 and encodes 405 amino acids. The transcript has 12 exons. The record is from RefSeq and is a predicted model, not a curated record. Gene Ontology annotation, molecular function: pectin acetylesterase activity.
AUUAUAAGAAAAACAUGAUGAUAAAAAAGACAACACACGACAAGGGUAUACUAUCUCGUAGAUGCUUGUUUUGUUAGAUAACCUUUUUGUUUCCACCUCAAUAGUUGAGAAACAAAAAAUGUUCCUUACUUAAAACAAAUCAAUAAUACUCAGAAACUGAGUGUGUGUGAUGAAUUGAAGAACCUUAGUAUCCAUCAGUAGUAGCACAAACAAACAUGAAAAUGAAGCUGCUGCUGAUUUUGUUGACAUUCUUAGUUUCUGGGUUUAUCUCCUCUGGAUCUGACACAACACUUUCUUUCUCUGAAAACGAUGUCGUUUUGCAACCUCAUAUGGUAGACCUCACUCUCAUUCAAGGAGCUGAUUCCAAAGGAGCUGUCUGUUUGGAUGGAACAUUGCCCGGUUACCAUCUGGAUCGUGGAUUUGAAUCUGGCGCGAAUAGUUGGCUUAUUCAUCUUGAGGGAGGAGGAUGGUGUGAUACUGUCAGAAAUUGUGUCUACAGAAAAAAGACUCAUCGUGGUUCCUCAAAAUACAUGGAAAAUCAAAUACCAUUCACAGGAAUAUUGAGCAAUAAACCUGAAGAAAACCCAGAUUUCUUUAACUGGAAUAGAGUCAAAUUAAGGUACUGUGAUGGAGCGUCUUUUGCUGGAGAUAGUGAAAAUGAGGCUGCAGGGCUUCAAUUUCGAGGACAAAAAAUAUGGCUAGCUGCAAUAGAGGAAUUAUUGUCUCAAGGAAUGCAGAAUGCUGAACAGGCCCUUCUCUCUGGAUGCUCUGCGGGUGGUCUAGCAUCCAUAAUACAUUGUGAUGAGUUCCAGAGCUUGUUACCAAAAUCUUCAAAAGUGAAGUGUUUUAGCGAUGCAGGAUUUUUUCUCGAUGCAAUUGAUAUAUCUGGAGGACGCACACUGAGGAAUAUGUUUGGAGGUGUAGUUCAGUUACAGGAAGUCCAGAAAAAUCUGCCAAAAAGUUGUCUCAACAAAAUGGACCCAACUUCGUGCUUCUUUCCUCAGAAUGUGGUCGAACAUGUCGAGACACCAUUGUUUCUACUCAACGCGGCUUAUGAUGUGUGGCAGAUCCGAGCCAGUUUAGCCCCAUCAACAGCUGACCCCCUUGGCUCUUGGAAUGACUGCAAAUCGAACAAUGCAAAUUGUAACUCAUCUCAAAUUCAGCUCCUCCAAGACUUCAGAAAUCAAAUGCUUGACGACGUGAAAGACUUCUCAAGAUCAUCUCAAACUGGACUGUUUAUAAAUUCUUGUUUCGCUCAUUGCCAGUCCGAGAGACAGGAGACAUGGUUUGCAGAUGACUCUCCUCUUAUUGAUGACAAGCCAAUUGCAGUUGCUGUUGGAGACUGGUAUUUCGAUCGAGAAGUUGUCAAAGCUAUUGACUGCCCUUACCCUUGCGACAAUAGCUGCCAUAAUCUGGUGUUUAGAAGAGUAUAAUAUGUUCACUCUUCAUAUGAUAUUUUAUUUACACUUUCAUCCUUGUAUUUGUUUUAGUGUAUUUAACAUUUCAUCAAUUAUGUUAAGACCUCCUUUCAAAAAAAAAAAAAAAAAAGAAUUAUGUUAUGACCUGACCAUUCUUAUCUGAUAAAAAAAAUUGAUUAUCAUCAA